GUUUGGAAAAGUUAACGCUACGUGUGGGCAUUCGUUUCUAUGACGUUGAUGUGUGAAAUCAAUGCACUGAGCAAGGAAGUUCCGGUAAUGCUUAGAAUGGCCGAAAUAUACAAAAUGCUGUAAGUAUUACAUGUUAUCAUGAAUGUACCUGCUACUACAUGCUCACAGCAUGGAUAUAAACCCCUGAAAGUUUGUUGGAGGUUUUCGGAGGUGUUUUAAUAGCGGUCUGUGUCGGCAUAGGUGCACCCCAUUACGUGCAGUACUGAGCUGUUGCUUUUUAUCGGUUUUAAUAUGGUUAAAACACAGAAAAGAGAAAGACAUACAGUACGUGUUCAAGUUUCACAGAAGGAUUGUGGAUGAUGGGCAAUUUUGAAGUGCACUUUUCCUUUAAAAUACGUGCAGCAGCGUUUUGCACCGACUGAAGACACACGCAAUGGACGUCCCACUUACCCCCACAUAAAGUGCAUUACAGUAAUCCAGCCGAUAAGGUGACAAAGGCAUGGAUUACUGUUUCACAGUGUUUGUGUGCUGCCUCAAUAGAAAAAAGCUUGAUUUUACGACGGCUCUGAUCUGACUGUCCAACUUCAGCUCUGACUCUGUUUUAACUCCCAUGUUUGUGAUGCCCGGCUUUCUAUACUGGGCCAAAGGACCCAAAUUUACAGGGGGGGGGGAUCCCAGAGGUGCCACCACAAAACAUGACUUCAGUUUUAUUUUCACCAAACAUUAAAAAUUUCAGAGCCAUCCAGGCCUUUAUGUCAUCAAGACACCUCAGAAACGGCUAUAUGGAAUGAGCAUUCUUCCUUCCAAGUGGGACAGAAAGCUAACAAUCAUCUGCAUAACAGUGGAAUAAAAUGUCAUGUUUCAUCAGUAUAAAACCAAGUAGGCUAGACAGGAAGAAGAGAAGAGGGCCUCAAACUGAGCCGUGAAGAAUUCCACACAAGAGGAGGAUACAGAGUCACCAAGGCCUCAAUCCUCAGGGUUUUGUCUCCCCCAUUAAGCGUCUGGUCUGGUCCAAAGCCAGUCGCAGGCCUGUGGAACGAGGCAGCAUUUACCGACGUCCAUUGCACACUGUCCCCCUAUACCCUCCUGACUUCCUCAUCCACCCUGAGAGACUCAUCUUCGACUACCUGGAAAAGGAGGUCAAGUUCCUUGGUCACCUGACCUGGGUGUCAGUUUCUCUGAACCCGUCCAGCCGAGAUGAACUGCUGCAACUGCUUGACACAGCCAGGCAGUUGAGGGUGCUGCCUUUAAAGACCAGCAUGGACCAGGAUUGUAUCCUGAGUCUGUCCGCUCGCUGCUUGCUGCUGACGUGGCGAGACAAUGAGAAGCUGCUGAUGAGAAUUCCCACACAUGAGAUUGCUGCAGCCUCAUAUCUGAGAGAUGACGCGCUGCACCUACUAGUCCUCAAGACAGGUCUAAAUGUGGACACUGUGGUUGCCGGGGACAACAGUCUGGAUCGAAAGAAGCCAACAGGCGUCGAUGGACGACGUCAAACCAUGAGCUGCAAUGUUGACCCACGACCUUCAGGGGGUACCAUGGAACGACGACACACCAUUUGUGGAGUCGACUGGAGGCCGUCUCUAUCCAGGAGUAACCAUGACAAGAACCAGAAUUUGGACAGAGGAAGUGGGUGUGACAGAGGAGAAGGGGGAAGUUUAGAAAGGAAGCAAGCAGGAGGGAGCUGGGAGAGGAGGCAACCGACACGUAAGACAGGUGGAAGCUGGGAGAGCCGCCGGCCGAGGCCCUUGAAUGGUGUGGGGCCCGGGGGGGGAGGAAGCUGGGAGAAGCGGCAUGGAGGAAGUGGAGGAGGAAGCUGGGAGAGGCGGCACGGGACAGGUGGUGGGGGAAGCUGGGAACGACGGCAGGCUUGUACAGGGAGCUGGGAGAGGGGGAAGAGCUACGGCAGCUGGGAGAGAAGGAACCACAACCCACUGGAGCCAACUCUCUGCCCUGAUGCAUACUGCAACCUGGUCAUCCUGGCUGUGGAGAACCGGGAUGCUGCAGAGGAGUACUGUUCCCUCAUCUGCCAGAUGUUCCAAAUCAUUUAUGGCCAUCAGACCAUUGAGUGUGUUGACAGAGCUGGGUUCCAUCACACCAUGCCGGACCGCUAUUGGCUGCAGAGGAGUGACAGCUGUCUGACAGACACGUCCUACAGUUAUGAUCCAGAGUACAGCUGCUGCAGUUUAUAUGAUGGAUCCCAGGACGCGUUUGAGCUCUACUACAGUGAGACUUAUAGCGAGAGUUCAUCCCUGUCUCUGCAGGAAUCCCACCGCAGUCUGGGAUCAGCCAACGAUGUGGGGGAGAGCAACCCCACCCUGCUGCUCAUGCAGGAGUACAUGAUCACUCUGAGGAACAAGCUGAAUGCUGUGGAGUUGCAGCAGUUUGCAGUCUUGCUGCGAGAAUACAGGCUGGAGUCAAACAUAGAACAUUUCUGCUCUGAGCUGCUGCAGUUGUAUGGAGACAACCGCAAGUUUCUGCUGCUGGGAAUGCGGCCGUUUAUCCCAGAUAAGGACGUCGGAGUAUUUGAAAGCUUCCUGGAAAGUAUUGGAAUCCGCGAGGGUGGAAUUUUAACUGACAGCUUUGGACGCAUCAAACGCAGCAUGAGCAACACAUCAGCCACCGCCAUGAGAGGGUACGACAGCUGCUCCUUGGCCUCAGGAUCUCAGGAGUUCAACCGCCGCAUCAGUGACAUCACACAUGACAUCCAGGCACUCGGCUUUGAGGGCACACAUGAGGACAUCGAGGAGGAGGACUACUACCUCUAAGUAAUGUAGUUUCCUGUCAUAUUAUGAGACUUGAAACUCCACGUCAUCAAAUUCUCAAGUAUUUCUUUAACUACAAUGUCUCAUUACAACUUUUACAUUACGGUAUAAACAUAUAAUAAAUGUGAUUCUACAACUUGCGACACCGUUGAUGUUUUCUUCUAUUUUAAAUUCUAUCCAUGAAGUUAAAACUAGUGAUAACAAAAAAUAUGCUUUUUAGGGGACGUUGUAGUACCACAGAGUCACCAGACAGAGGCAGUAUCCGUCUUAUGCAGUUAUUUGUAUGAAACGGAACCCUUUUUCUGUGAUGGAAAGAAAUGGUCAAAACUGCAUUGUCUGAUAAAUGACUGAAAAUGAAGAGGAAAAGAAGUCAAUGCAAGAAUCAAGAUAAAAUGCAGCUAUGUGCCUUUUUUUCCUCUCUUUUCUCUUUUUUUCUGCAUUGACCCAUUAUCCAGGCCAGAGUUUCAUGACCUUCCCAUGGUGCACUGCUUCCCUGCCCCUGGCCUUCUCCUCUGCCAGCCUCACUGAACAUCAGCAAGAGUCAGUGCACUCACAGAGUCAGAGUCUCUUCACUGUUGUGAUGUAGAUGAACACUUUAUAUGUUUGCUGUUAUCUGUUUGUCAACAGCGGGAUUGAACGUGAGGUCACCAGUACAUGACAGUAGUGGUGCUUAAUGUAACCUCAUGAGAUCUGACUGAUUAUGUAAAAGUGAUGCUCAUCAGCGGAUCAGAACGCUGUAAUAAUCUUUAUAUUCAUCCAUGUGGUGGGAUUUACUGUAACAUCAUACCAUCAACCCACUGACAUAUAUAAACACAUGCCAGGCUUAAAUUGUUUUCUCCUGUGUUAUUCACAUAGUCUAAAAACUGUGUGUGCAAAGAAAACUGAAAAAAACGAGCAGUGCCUGUUACCCCACGUACUCAUUUGAAUACUGAAUCAUUUUGCAGGCCCCCCAGUGCAGACUACUAGCGCUGAAGCGUAUUUACGGGGUACAAAUUUGAACCAUCUUUCUGUUUUGGGGCUCCAACAAAAAGAUGAAUCUUUCCUUUUUGAUAAAUAUGCAGGUUCCAGCCAGUUUAGGCUUGGCCUCGACUCAUUCCUUAAAUAUGUUAACUUGUUUUCAGAUUAGGACUGUCGUCCACUAUAUUUGUUCACAUUCACAGUAGUAGUAGUGGUGGUGUCCACGAUAGUUAACACUGCUUCACUUCGUAAUAGUGGGAGAGUGUGGCUCUGCUGUAGGUAUUGUCUUGCUAAAACAUCACUGAGUACUGCUCACGGGACGUUUAUGGGUCUUAUCUGAGAAGUGUCCUGAAAUCACUGUUAUAGGAGCUUUAUGAAUAAUACCUGCAUUUUAGACAUUUGUUGUCAAAAAGCCAACAAUAUGGGAUGACUGGAGCCGACACGCAGGCCAAGGACUCUGCAUGUUACCCCAUCACCCAACACUGGCCACCCUGGGGUUACUGCAAGGCCCUACCAACUAAGAUUGUUAAAAAUAUAUCACUCUGACAUCACACAAAUGAGACCAUGUUUCAUUAAUGUAAUGAUAAUACAGGAAAUGGCAUAAUAAUGCGAGUAAGACGUAUCAAAAGUAAUAAACUUGAAUUUCUCAACAGUAUUUAACAAUGUCAGGAAUGUCAGGAGAUUUUAAAUAAAAUAAAUUCAGCAAACAAAAAAAGACCCCAAUGAAAAUAAAGUGGACUCAGAGUCUCCUUUAGGAAUAAUUGCACUUAAAUCAAAAUCACAAUCAAUCACAAUAUUUCUGACUUUGACUCAGUGUCACUUUCAUUAUUGUCUGAAUAUUAACAAAAAACAAAGAAUUAACACGGAAAUACUCUGGUGUUCACAUUGUGUGUCAAUGCAGACGUCAGCUCAUUUGCAUUGUGUAGGGAAUACGCUGUUUAUGUUUAAUGAGGUGUAAUGUUUUGUCAGAGUUUGGACAAAGUACAUGUUUUGGAUGCAGCCAAAUGCGUUUGGUGGACAAUGAAGUGUUAUACUUCGGGACUCACAGCAGCUGAAACGUGAUUUCCACCCUUUUGUAUUAUUUAGUUAAUUGUCUUUGUCACAAACUUUUUCAUGUCCCAAAAUUACAGUUCGCAAAGGCCUGAAAUUGACAUCGGAUUGUGUUCGUGACAGGAAGAAAACAUUCAACAUUGUUUCUCCUGUUUAUUCAAUAUGUUUGCAGUAUAUUUUCACACGGCUGUGGCUUCAAAUCACUGUAGUCUGUGCGUCAUGACCCUCAAAGUAACUGCACUGUCCCCGGUACCCCUUUCAGGAAAAUCACCCAUUUGCGUUUGCUUGCUUGUUACUCCUCAUGACGCUCACUUGCAGCAGUCUGUGUGUGCACCUAGUAGCGCCCCGGCUCCCCCCACUAGGACAAAGAGACUGAAUGACUGACGGAAGGGUUCACUAACUACAUUAAUUCCACUAUAGAACCAACACGCUCAGGUGUUGAGACAAGUGAACUCUCUUGUCAUUCAGCCUGUUUGCUAGAGAGAGGAAAACAAACACCCACGCACGUGUCAAUAUUUCGAGGCCGGCGAAAUUAUCGAGGUUGUUUUUAUUUAUCGUGUGGUUAGUUUAUUUAUUGAUUAUCGUGACUUGGCCUACACAAAUAUAACCCGAACCCUAACCCAUCUUUGGAAUCUGCCUGUCAUUUCGCCAAAGCCAGAAGGUUAUUUGGAGUUCAUUUGUCAUGUUUGAUGUGUGAUGUGUGGGAUCAGACAGCAUGUGUAUGAUAACAAACUCCCAUCAUGCAAAGGAUUACAGGGUGGCGUUUUCUCCCCCUGGCUAUAUUUAGCAGGCUGCAAUUCAU
Dunckerocampus dactyliophorus (ringed pipefish) is the source of this 5571-nucleotide messenger RNA. It is a transcript of the gene ccm2l, whose product is annotated as CCM2 like scaffold protein. Lineage: Eukaryota; Metazoa; Chordata; Actinopteri; Syngnathiformes; Syngnathidae. Bases 1260 to 2765 code for a protein of 501 amino acids. The transcript has 11 exons. The record is from RefSeq and is a predicted model, not a curated record. Gene Ontology annotation, biological process: heart morphogenesis.